AUGGCUGCGCGAAUGCUGUAUGGAACGAUUACAACAACCUGGUGGGACAAUUUGGCUCAACGUGGUCUAGAUGCGCCUUUGUACGACUGCGGUAUCGCAGUAGACGUAAAUUCUGCAUCAGUGGCCGAAAUCUGGCAGCGUUUUUCGGAGACAAUUCAAUUAGCGCUUCUGGACUUUGAAACCGCUAUCGACUCUCCUCAUCGAGGCCGUCUUGUCAAUCAGCUCUGCGCCGAUGGAGUAACAGCAAAGUUCGUUCGCUUGCUUGAUGACAUGAAUCAACGAACAACUACUGCAGUUCGAACACCAGCCGGCUGUACAGCACCGUUUGAGGUGGUAACUGUGGUAAGUCAAAGAGCAGCAGCAGGACUAUUCCUGUUCAAUUUCGCCUUCGGCGAUAUUAUGCGAACAACAGUAGAUCAGUGUCCUGUCGAUAUCAUCCUAGCACCAUCAGGACGCCCCUUGACCGAUCUCGAGUACGGUGACGAUGUUGUUAUAUUCGCGGAAAUUAGUAUGAAACUUCAAAAUGUCAACCUUGUAUGGAAGCUAACUGUAGCCUAA
Necator americanus (New World hookworm) is the source of this 558-nucleotide messenger RNA. RefSeq lists its product as uncharacterized. Lineage: Eukaryota; Metazoa; Nematoda; Chromadorea; Rhabditida; Ancylostomatidae. The record is from RefSeq and is a predicted model, not a curated record. The transcript is spliced from 2 exons. Bases 1 to 558 code for a protein of 185 amino acids.